CCCUCCUCCCUCCCCCCGGCCGGUCCUCGCUGCCCUGCCCCGGCACGGUUUGGGGCAUGCCUGUGAGCAUGUUCAGCAUCGACAAUAUCCUGGCGGCCAGACCUCGCUGCAAGGACUCGGUGCUGCUGCCUCCGAGCGCUGCCGCGCCCGUUGUCUUCCCGGGCCUCCACGGGGACUCUCUCUACGGCAGCGCCUCCGACUACGGCGGAUUUUACUCCCGGGCGGUGGCACCCGCCUCCGCGCUGUCGCCGGCCGUCACUGGCUCUCGCCUCGGCUACAACAACUACUACUACGGGCAGCUGCAUGUGCCGGCUUCUCCCGUGGGCCCUUCGUGCUGCGGAGCCGUGCCGCCCCUGGGCGCCCAGCAGUGCUCCUGCGUUCCCCCCGCAGGUUACGAGGGCACUGGCUCUGUCCUGAUGUCCCCUGUUCCCCAUCAGAUGUUGCCCUACAUGAACGUGGGCACUUUGUCCCGGACGGAGCUGCAGUUACUGAACCAGCUGCACUGCAGGCGAAAAAGACGGCAUCGGACUAUCUUCACUGACGAGCAGCUGGAAGCUCUGGAAAACCUCUUCCAGGAAACGAAAUAUCCAGACGUGGGCACUAGGGAACAGCUGGCCAGAAGGGUGCACCUAAGAGAGGAAAAAGUGGAGGUGUGGUUCAAAAACCGCCGGGCAAAGUGGAGGAGACAAAAGCGGUCGUCUUCGGAGGAGUCAGAAAACGCACAAAAAUGGAAUAAAGCGUCUAAAAUGUCUCCGGAGAAGAGGCAAGAGGACGGGAAAAGUGACUUGGACUCCGACAGCUGAUACCUCUCGGGGGGGGGGACAUUUCCCCUGGACUGUCGGAUACGCUCCAGAGGAUGCUACUAAUCUUGCACAAGCUCUGCCUUGCUGGAGGGGAAAAAUAUUUGUAUAUAAUGUACCAUGCCCCGAGUUGAUUAGGUGUAAAUAAAAUGUAUUGCGGAGGUGUUGCACAGG
Calypte anna (Anna's hummingbird) is the source of this 974-nucleotide messenger RNA. It is a transcript of the gene GSC, whose product is annotated as goosecoid homeobox. NCBI's taxonomy places the organism in Eukaryota, Metazoa, Chordata, Aves, Apodiformes, Trochilidae. Gene Ontology annotation, biological process: regulation of transcription by RNA polymerase II. Gene Ontology annotation, cellular component: nucleus. Gene Ontology annotation, molecular function: RNA polymerase II cis-regulatory region sequence-specific DNA binding; DNA-binding transcription factor activity, RNA polymerase II-specific. The coding region runs from base 57 to 803 and encodes 248 amino acids. The record is from RefSeq and is a predicted model, not a curated record. The transcript is spliced from 3 exons.